Molecule: messenger RNA, 1224 nt
Organism: Lichtheimia ornata
Lineage: Eukaryota; Fungi; Mucoromycota; Mucoromycetes; Mucorales; Lichtheimiaceae
Exons: 4
Coding region: 1-1224 (407 amino acids)
Source: RefSeq, a predicted model, not a curated record
AUGUCCUUGGAAGAAGACCAACGUAGACGCCCUCCCAGAGCAGUCAAUAUCAUUCGACCAUCGUCACCUCUCUUGCAAGCAUUCCAUCGUCCUGUUAUGCAAUUCCACCACCAGCCAUCAGCAUGUUCAAUGACCUCGGCUUCUACAUGGUCUUCCUCAUCGUCAUCAGCUUCAACAGAGUACUCGCCUUCAACAGCUGGUUUUAUCACUACACGACCCACUUCUCCUUCAUGGUAUCAUCGACCAGGCUCUCCUAGUGGAUGGUCCUUUGUGGGCAAGCCAUCGCCCCUGGGACCCCUAUCACGUAUGGCGGCCUUGGCGCAUCAGCAAGAAGCUGGGCUUUCUGGAUUAUCAAGCCCUGUGACUGAGGAUAGCGAUGGGACAUUAGACAGCGAUGAAGACGACUAUGAUCACGACAAUUUGGAUAUUGAUUUGGAUGACGAUUUGGAUGAUGACGAUGAUGAUUUGGAGGAGGAGGAGGAUGAUUUGGAUGACUUUUCCUCGUCAUCAGAAGAAGAUGUGAUUCCACGUCCUAUCAUUGCAAGGAUGAAACAAGGCUGUACGAUCAUGAAUGGUAAAGGCGAGCUUGUCGGAUUCUCAUCCAACCACAAUAACGAUCCCCAUGAUAAGUUUGGACGAAAGAUUGCCGACCUUGAAAUCGAAGUCAAAUCCCUAGCAAGUGUCAAUGCAACAUUGGAAGAGCAAACUCGUGAACAAGCUGCACGUAUUGCAGAGCUUGAGAAGAAGCUUCAGGAUAGGAAUGGAUGUGAGCUUCCACCAACUCCAGUGUCAAUGACAUUCUCAGAGCCUGAAGAUGAUCCAGAGACCGAACAGCUGUAUGAGCGGAUCAAAGCCAUGUUGCAAUCAUUAAUCGACGAUGCUCAACGUGCCGUUGCAACUCAAAGCAAAAGGAGUGGCCGCGUCUUAUACAAGGAUCCACGUCAGCUGAUGGAUUAUGAACGAUCAUCAUCAUCGAUACGUACACCACCACCACCUCCAGCUCCAGGACCCAGCUCACGUGGUCCUCGUCGACCAAGAAGUGGUAGCAGGAAUUAUUCAGUUGUAUCAUGUCCUGAAGCAACGCUUACCAGUAAUCCAAAUCGACGUUCAUGGCCUACCGUUACUGCUGGUGGUAGUCGUUUAUUACGUAUGGCAACACAACCUAGUGGUGCAAGUGGAAGACAACGAUCACAAUCCAUGGUACGAGCUACAUCCUCGCCGUAA